Molecule: messenger RNA, 2977 nt
Organism: Orussus abietinus
Lineage: Eukaryota; Metazoa; Arthropoda; Insecta; Hymenoptera; Orussidae
Gene: Rassf
Product: ras association domain-containing protein 4
Exons: 9
Coding region: 206-1912 (568 amino acids)
Biological process (GO): signal transduction
Source: RefSeq, a predicted model, not a curated record
GCGCCACGUGAAAUAUGUGCGAGCUUUUCCAAUUCUCUAUGGAGGGCAGUCCAAGAUGGCGGACAACUGACUUCUUUAACAACCUUGGAAAACAUGUCGGACAUGUGUGUCAUCUUCACGCGAAGACUAUCGUAAUCAAAAUGUCUUAACCUUUGUGAGAAGGGUUGCAGUGAAUAAAUUGCAGCAGCAGGAGGCUUGCGCCGUCAUGUGGAAGUGUCACAAAUGCGGGAAACCCGUAUAUUUCGCGGAGCGUAAGCAGUCAUUAGGAUAUGAUUGGCAUCCAGAAUGUUUACGGUGCGAGGAGUGUGGAAAGCGAUUAAAUCCUGGACAGCAUGCAGAGCAUAAAGGAGUUCCCUAUUGUCAUGUUCCCUGUUAUGGAGCAUUAUUUGGUCCCCAAUUAUUCGGACAUGGUACAAGAGUUGAAUCGCAUACAAGUUUUGGGAAAAAGGAAUCCCGCUCAUCGUUGCCAAGAUCACAUUUGGAAUCCAAGUUAAAAGUGUUUAAUCAAUAUUACGAGGGUAAAAGUGGUGGUAUUAGAAGUCGUGAGGUGAAUGGUCGAUUGAUAUUGGAAGGAGCACUUAGAAUCUAUUGGGGUGUUCGCGGAGUUAUUCAUCUGAAAGAAGACGAUGAUCAACGCACGGUUGUUACAGCACGAAACAGAAAUUCUUGUCGCCGAAGUGUCUCUGAGGUGGAAGAAGAUGAAGAUAAGGCAGAGACGCCAACUAAAGAUAUUGCAACAACUGAGAACCUCCCAGAGAGCGAACCUAAUUCCAUUCCAGCAUCACCUGAUCAUUUAAAAAGCUUAACUUUACCUAUGAAGUUAGAUGUAAAGACUAUGGAAUGGGAUGAACUGGACGAAUUACUUCAGGUGGAGCGCAAAGUACAGGAAGGCAACAAAUUAUAUCAGACCAUGCCAGAAAGUUUGCCAUCGAUUAGUUCACAUUCCAGUACAGAGACAUCGGCACAGUUGAAUCAAGCUAGUACAGAAGCAGAAUCCCGUGGAAACUCAACAAGUGGUUACCAAACCAGUAAAGACGACAGCAGUGUAAACAGCACACCCACGCAUAGCAUAGGAAGUUCCUCUGGUACCGAUACACCUAUCUACCAAGGAACUGUAAAUAGGAAUGGCACACUUCGUAGGGUAGAAUAUUUUGACAGCCUUGAGAAAAAUAUUGCUGGAAAUAGACACAGCAACGAUGACAGUUGGAUAGAAAAGGGUUUGAACCGCUCCAUGUCUGGACCAGAUUGUCUUCAGAGGCACCGAAAUGAUAGCGAUACUGACUCUGUAAAUUCCCUCCACUUUCGAGACGACGACAACAUGACCAUGUCAACGGAUAGCGGUCUCGAGUUGGAUGGCGUUGUAUUGAGACGUAAGCAAGGCUCAACAGCGAUCAGACGUCGUCCUGGUGGUAGGCGACAGUCUAGGAGUAGAUUACGUCGCCGAUGCUCUAUAAAUGGUCACUUUUAUAAUAGAGAGACCAGUUUCUUCACACCUCCUCAUGGCUCUCAGAUGUCGGUGUGGGUUACCAGCUUGGUGAGCACCCAAGAGGUUAUCAAUCUCAUGCUCGACAAGUACAAGGUUGACGCCAAACCUGACAACUUUGCGUUAUUCGUAGUGCGUGAUAAUGGAGAGCAACGGAGACUAAGAGACGACGAAUACCCAUUGGAGGUUAGGGUAGUUUUGGGUCCACAUGAAAACGUAACUCGUCUCUUCCUCGUAGACAAGCUGUCCACUCCGGAAAUUAGUUCGGACGUCGCACAAUUUCUUAACCUGUCACUGGCAGAGUGUCACGGUAUUUUGCAACGUUACCACUUCGAGGAAGAACGUCAGAUACUAGUUCUACGAGAGAAAUACAAGGAGAUGCGGCGAAGAAUAAAACAACGAAUGGAGGAACUGAAGGUCCGCUUAUAGGCUUGGCAAUCGACGGAUGUAUAAUCAAAUUGACGAUCCGUUAUCUUCACGAACGUCCGAUGUCGUUUAUUAUAUUUGUUGCGCGUAGCGGGUUAAUCCGUAACAUAUCGCUUUUUCUUUAAUCGUUCGUAGUGUUAUUAACUAAUAUUUGAUUAUCAUUAGGCGUGCUUCAUCAGUAACGAAGAUGGCAUGUAAACAUGGCAUUUCCAUAUUAUCUUGCAAUUAAUCAUGGUCGGACAGUUUUGUACUCGCACCGUCGCAUUUUGAAUAGUUCCAAUAUUAUUAAACCGUUCAAUUAACACUGGGAUACGCGAGUGUAUCCUCUAACAUAGUCAGACUUAUUGUCUUUCAGUUAGCAAGCUUUUACAGUUUAUUUUUUCUAGUAUAUUUAAGUGAAAAAUUAGGUUACAAAUAAUGGUCCAAGCGAGUAGCUUGAGGAUUAGGUAGCUAUGAUAUAAUUAAAUACAUAGUCCCAUAAAAUCAUUAUCGUAGGUUACCUAUUACCUAUCGUACCAUGGAUUGAUUGUGAGCAUUAGACAAAAAUUUGCCCAUGCAGCAGCUCCAGAUCCUCUUUUUAUACUAUAAACGUCUGUUUCGAUACGUUUAUAUAGCUAACAUUUAUAGUUGUUGAUAAGGAUAUAUGUAUUGACCGUUAUUAUCGGAGUAAUUCGUCAUACCUGUCUAUCAGCGAUGGAUUGGCAAAUUCUUUCCGAAAUACCCAUGACUGUUCUUGCGUUCUCAAUGAACCAAGUUUAACGUAUGCACAGCAAUAGUACGACGAUGUUUUAUCAACAUCGACGUACUCAUCGAAAGGCUGAUAAAAAAGUAACAUUCGCGAAACUAGGUACCAUUAAGUUAAUGUAGGGAAACGGCAUUUCUUUUUUCGACUUUUUUUUACUAGGAAAUACUCAUAAAGUACCAUGACAAUUCCAAAACGAAUCAAAGCUUGGACAGAAUUGAUAAUUACGGGCGGAUGAAACUGGGAAGCCUAAAAAUUGUAAUAUACGAAUCUGUAAUUGAAAGUUAUACGUAUACAUAAGGAAUAAAGUGACGUUGUUUCUUCUU